AUGCAACGUGUUUCUUCUGCAGUAGAUUUUAAUAGUCUACUGAAUCCUCAGUCUACUCAGGAAAGAGAACAACAAGCUGCUCGACAAAAAUUGGCAUUAAUCCAACAACAGCAACAACAAAGAGAAGCAGAAAUGGCGGCCGUCAGUAUGAUGCCAAAUAUGGUUGGUGGACACCAUGGAGACGAUCGUCAAGACCUACCUCGACCAUACAAAUGCCCUUUGUGCGAUAAGGCAUUCCACCGUCUUGAACAUCAAACUAGACACAUUCGAACGCAUACGGGCGAGAAACCUCACGCAUGUCUAUUUCCAGGCUGCACAAAGCGAUUUUCGCGUUCUGAUGAGCUUACUCGACACUCGAGGAUACACAACAAUCCAAACUCGAGAAGAAGUAACAAGGCACAGCAGGCUUCUCAAAUUGUUUCGAUGCAUGGCGAUUCAAUGGCUACCAUGAUGCCACCACCCAAUAAGAACAUUACGAGAUCAGCACCAGCUUCAGCCUUAGGUAGUCCAAAUGUCUCUCCACCUCACUCAUACACUUCCUACACCAACAAUCUUUCGAAUCUCAAUCCUUAUGGACGCAGUUUAGGAGGAAGCCCGAAUAAUGGACAAGCCCCCCUCACAGACAUAAAUAUGCUAGCUACCGCAGCAACGCAGGUUGAGAGGGAGAGUGGCACAACGGCAACUCAUUACCCACAACACAACCAACAAGCUCGCCAUCACCCAUAUUACAGUCAUAGUAAUCACAGCAGCAGAAAUCACCUUCCUUCGCUUCAGGCUUAUGCCAUGACCAGAGCGCAUUCUCAGGAAGAAGACGACCAUUAUGCCCAUCGCCACGCGAAACGUUCUCGACCAAACUCGCCAAUGUCGACGGCACCAUCUUCACCUACAUUCUCUCACGAUUCCCUUUCUCCAACCCCUGAUCAUACCCCUCUCGCAACUCCUGCGCAUUCACCUCGUUUGAGACCUUAUGGUGGUGGUUACGAUUUGCCAGGAAUUAGGAACUUGUCUCUUCACCAUACUCCUGCACUUGCGCCCAUGGAGCCUCAACAUCUUGAUUGCCAAUAUCAUGCCACUACCAACCCAACGACGAGUGCUCCAAGAAUAGGUCUGAGCAUCACUGAUAUUAUGUCGAGAACGGAUGGCAGCACGAGAAAACUACCAGUUCCUCAGGCCCCAGUGGCGGUACAAGAUCUUUCGAGCCCCGGUGAGAUUGGAUUCAACACAAGUGGCCAAAGUAGUACCACUGGUAGCGUUGCUGGAAAUGAUCUCGCGGAUCGUAUGAUCUAA
Molecule: messenger RNA, 1287 nt
Organism: Sclerotinia borealis F-4128
Lineage: Eukaryota; Fungi; Ascomycota; Leotiomycetes; Helotiales; Sclerotiniaceae
Source: the annotation of a GenBank genome assembly